AUGCCGCCGCGGAAGCGCCCGCUGGAACCGUCCUCGGGCAUGCCAGUCCAACCGGAUGCCAAGCCCGUCAUUUCUCCGGCCUCCAAAUCCACCUCCGCCCCCGCCCCUGCCCCCGCUCCCGCCUCCGCCCCGGAGAUCCUGCCUGCCUCCAUCCUCAACAACCUCCCGGGGCCGGAGCGGGAGGUCUACAAGCGCAUCUACGAGGCGGGCAACAAGGGAAUGUGGAGCCAGGACAUCCGCUACGCGAUGAAGCUCGCCGCCCCGACUCUCACCAAGCUCACCCGCGCCCUCGUCCAGCGGGGUAUCCUCAAGGAGGUCACCGAUGUCCGCCACCGCGGGAAGAAGGUCUUCAUGGACGCCCGCAUCGAGCCCUCCCCCGAGAUCACCGGCGGAACCUGGUAUCACAACGGCCAGCUCGAUACCGACGCCGUGGCGGCCGUGCGCCGCAGGUGCCUCGACCAGAUUGACAGGCUCGGCGCUGCCACCCCGGACAUGGUCCACAAGGGCGUCGAGAGGGAAGACCCCAGGGCAGGGUACGCUAUCGAUCAGAUCAGGGACAUCCUGCAGACCAUGGCGCUAGACAGGGUGCUGGAGGAGUGCAGGAGCACCGGGGAGGGAGAGUUUAGCGCGGUCAGAGCCGGGAGGGUGUGCUACCGGCGGGGUGGUGCGCCGCAGGGCGGCAUGAUAGAAGGGAUUCCAUGUGGGGUUUGUCCCAGGAUCGACGAGUGCUCGCCGGAUGGGGUCAUCUCGCCAACCACUUGUGUCUACUACAAGAAAUGGCUGCAGAUGGACUUCUAG
This is a messenger RNA of Triticum turgidum subsp. durum (durum wheat), 798 nucleotides long. The record is from the annotation of a GenBank genome assembly. NCBI's taxonomy places the organism in Eukaryota, Viridiplantae, Streptophyta, Magnoliopsida, Poales, Poaceae.